GGGUUUCAUUUUAUAACAGUGGGCCCUAUGAUUCGGUGGACCGUUAUAUUUUAAGGUUCACACAAGCACCAAAAAUCAAACAGACGCAGAUAUUCUAGUCUUUGAUGUGAAGGCAUUAGUGCCUCACUCAACAGCAACAAAUUCGUGCUAUGGCAUCUCCAACCAUUGAAGACUUUGGCAGGAAUCAAGCCAGCAUUUUAUAUUCCAAAAUUCCAUACGUGCAUGAAGAGCGCACGAAAUCCUUUUCCCAUCAAUAAUGGUAGAACAUUUGAAUAUGGACGGUUGAUAUUUUAUUCGUUUUACCAUCCAUUUGGAGGCCACAAGUAGACGGUUGCGAUAACGUGAAUGGUGUUUUCUAAAUCUGUGGUGGAUCAUCGUCUAUUAAGUCUGCCAGAUGGAGGGUCCAGAUUCAUUAACUGAACAACAACGUAUACCAUUGAGUGGCAACGAACCCUGACUGGUUUGUCGCGUGACUGGUCAAGUUAGCCUCUGUAAAUACAGAGCAUGCAACAUGAGCUCAAGAGAAAGAAAGCUUUGAUCUGAAUUUCUGUCUCCCACCUUCCUGAAGGAAAAAAACAACUUUCUUGUGAGAGAAAAGAGUGAGGAAAGAUGGCCACUGUCGAGUUCGUUGUCGAGUUCUUUCUCCAAAAACUCCUUGACCAGCUCAUUCAAGAAGCCAUUUUCUUACAUGGGGUUCGUGAUCAAGUCGAGUGGCUCGAGGCAGAAUUUCGGCGGAUGCGAUGCUUCUUAAAAGAUGCAGAUGCCAAACAAGAAGGAGAUGAAAGAGUGAAGAACUGGGUGCGGGACGUGAGAGAUGUUGCAUACGAUGCUGAGGACGCCAUCGACACCUUCCUAUUCAAGAUAGCAAGCUCUAGGCGAAGAGGAUUAGUAGGCUGCAUUAAGAGGUACACUUUCAUCUUCAAGUUGAUAGCACUCCAUAAGGUGGGCUCUGAGAUCGAACGCAUAAAGAAUAAAAUCCGUACGAUCUCUGAAAGUAGGUCGACUUAUGGAAUUGAAAAUAUAGGCCAGGGAGCAGGUACAAGCUCCACAGGUCUAAGCCACCAAGAUUGGAGGCUGACUUCUCCUCUUGCUCAAGAACCAGAUUUUGUUGGCUUUGAGAAAGAUUUAGAGACAUUGGUGGCCCGAUUGACGGAGGGGGAGUUGCGCCGUUGUGUUGUUUCUGUAGUCGGAAUGGGUGGUCUCGGUAAGACCACUCUUACGAAGAAAAUUUAUAACGACAACCGUGUUAAGACACAUUUUCACUCUUGCGAAUGGAUUUCUAUAUCACAAGAGUAUGGUGCGAGAGAUCUUCUUCAGAACAUCAUAAAUCGCUAUAUGGUGCUCUCAGAAGAGGAGUUCAAGAAGGUGGAGAAAAUGGACGUCUUUCAGCUGAGGCAUAAAAUUUCUGAGUACUUGCAAAAGAAGAGAUACUUGAUGGUAUUAGAUGAUAUAUGGACAACUGUAGCAUGGGAUUCUCUCAAGGAUGCUUUCCCGGAUAUGAAUAAUGGAAGCAGGGUCAUGCUCACCACGCGCAACAAAGAUGUAGCUUUACAUGCAGAUGCACAAAGCUCGCCAUAUGAAUUACGAUUUUUAGAAGCAGAUGAGAGCUGGGAAUUGUUUCGUAGGAAAACAUUCCCAACACAAGAUACUGGUUGCCCUCAGGAUUUGGAGAAGUUGGGAAGAGAGAUUGUGGAAAAAUGCCAUGGUCUACCUCUUGCAAUCGUCGUCAUCGGAGGGCUCUUAUCAAGGAAAGAACCGUGGGAGUGGAAGAAUGUACACAAGAGCAUUAGCUGGCAAUUUGUGGAAGGACAACCACAAGUCUCUAAAAUAUUAUCUUUGAGUUAUAGAGAUCUGCCCUAUCACUUAAAACCAUGCUUUCUCUACUUGGGCAUUUUUCCAGAAGACUAUGAGUUCCGCGCUAAGAAACUGAUUCGCUUGUGGGCCGCAGAAGGGUUACUGCAACGGAGAGGGGACGAAACGCUAGAAGAAGUGGGAGAAGAUUGUCUGAAAGAGUUGAUUCAACUGAGUAUGAUUCAACUUGCUAACAGAAGUUCAAGAGGGGGCAUUAAAAGUUGCCGUAUUCAUGAUCUUUUGCGGGAUCUUUCCAUAUCAGAAGCAAAGGAAGAUAAUUUUCUCCAGGUUCAUCGUGAGAAUGUGGAUGAUCUAUCAGCGUCUACUGCACGUCGACUUGCAAUUUACCGUAACUCCUUAAUUGAGUGCACUUCCUUAAAAUCUUCCACUCCACGCCUUCGUUCUGUGUUGAUCCACACCCAAGCUGAUCAGAGGCUUUAUGGACCGAAACAAGAGAAGUUUGUUUACAGAAGCUUUAAAUUGCUCAGGGUGUUAGAUCUACAUUACGUAGCAAUAGAAGAGCUACCGAGUCAGAUAGGUGCACUGAUCCACUUACGAUACCUCGGGUGUACCAAAACUUGGUUAAAAAGGCUCCCAUCAUCAAUAGGAAAUCUUCACAAUUUACAAACACUAAUUGUAACAAGUCAUGAAAAUGUAAUCAGCAUACCUAGCAUCAUAGAGAAGAUGCAACAGUUAAGACAUGUCCAAGUGAAGAACGCAUAUGGAGGUCCGUGUGUGAUAGAAGGGCAUGCACGUCUCGACCAGAUUAGGAACCUCCAAACUCUAGCAAAUGUAGAGGCGGGCGAAUGGAUGCAUGCUUGCUUGGGAAAGCUCACCAAUCUGAGAAAACUAGGAGUGCGUUUAGAUGAUGAAGGAGCAUAUGGUGAGGUAUUGUAUGAAUCCAUUGUCAAAUUGGAAUGCCUUGAGUCCCUGUUUGUGAAGGGAUACCCAUUCCCAUUGAAUAUUCCUUUCCCACAUCUUCACAAGUUAUGCAAGUUGCGUUUGGAAGGAAAGGUAGAGAAGUUACCUGAGUCUACUGAACUCCCCACAAACCUCACCAAGCUUACCUUGAAAUACUCCUUUUUAUUACACGACCCACUGGCAAUGUUGGAGAAGCUGAAAAACAUUCGCGUUCUCAGAUUGCUGGACUAUUCAUACGAAGGAGUGGAGAUGGCUUGCUCUGCACAAGGGUUUCCUCGACUUGAAUCCUUACAUCUUCAAGGGUUACCUCGAUUAAAGGAGUGGAUAGUGGAAGAAGGAGCUAUGCCAAGACUUUUACAUUUACAGAUCAAUGAAUGCCGUAAUUUGAAGAAGCUUCCAGAAGGACUGCAACAUGUGACUACCCUCAAGAAAUUGGAGUUGCGGAAGAUGCCCAACGAAUUCAAAGAAAGGCUUCGAGAAGACGAGGGAGAGGAUUGGCAUAAAAUUCAUCACAUACCCUCCAUCGACAUACGCUAGCUGCAUUGAUGGAAUGCUUUUGUUCAUUUUAUUGCUGCUGCUGGUUGAAGCCUGGAAUGAAUCUGCUGGAAGUAUGUAUGCUUAGUGGGUGAAUUGUUAUGGAUGGUUGGAUGCAGGGAAGUCAUGCGAUCGGCUGGGAGUGUUUGCAGGAUCUUUGCUGUGUAGAUUUUCAGCUGGCUGGUCUCUGGAGGUAUGGGCUAUCGGGGUGGUGUACUUUGUCUUCGUCGAGGCUUGAGUGACAUGUGAUAACUCUGUUAUGGCUGCUGAUUUCUCUGUUGGGUAUUGAAGCUGAAGAGGCUUGUCUGGCAACGCAGAAGAGGCUUCAGCUAUAGUAUGUUUUCUGGAUGCUGUCUAGUGUUGUUCGUGUAGAUUUUUUGCUGCUUUGCUCUACUGGAUGUUGCCUGUGCAUUGGAUGUGUGAAGAGUAUGGCUUCUCUGUUUUUUAUUGUUUUUUAUUUAGCAUUGUACUGGGUCAAUAUAUGAUAUGUGAGGCCCAACUCUUUCUGUGGUGCCCGCCAAAUGAUUGUAUAGCCAAUUUCCAAAUCAACAAAGUUAUAGGUGGUGUGC
Messenger RNA from Magnolia sinica, 3875 nucleotides. Its product is annotated as probable disease resistance RPP8-like protein 4. Lineage: Eukaryota; Viridiplantae; Streptophyta; Magnoliopsida; Magnoliales; Magnoliaceae. Gene Ontology annotation, biological process: defense response to other organism. Bases 610 to 3309 code for a protein of 899 amino acids. The transcript is spliced from 2 exons. The record is from RefSeq and is a predicted model, not a curated record. Gene Ontology annotation, molecular function: ADP binding.